AUUUCACUUUAAAAUUGUACCAAAAAGUUUUAAAUUGACAUUUAUUUUAAACGCUGACGUACGUUUGUACGCAUGCGCGUUUGUGACUGUCGUUCUGCUCGUAUGUCGUCUGUCAAUUGUUGGUAAAAAUUUAUAAAAAUAGUAUCACAUACCUAGAAGAAAAAUGUGUGAAGAAAGUCGUGAGUGUGAUGAAACUCCAUCCCCAACAACAAAAACUGCAGAACUUAUCCCUGGUUACAGUUCUGUUGAACAGUUCACAAAGGAUGGCUUUAAAACGUUAAUGGAAGCUAUAAAACACUCAAAUGCGUUACCAUCAGCUCGCGACUGGGAUUUUUAUAACACAUCGGAUUCCUUUAAAAAAAUUAUAAAUGCAGAAGGGAGUUCUGUGUUGCAUCUAAUGAACCAAGUAAUGCGAUGCAAUGAAAUGGAUAGCAAUAUCAGAAACAGGGUUUUGGAUGAGAAAAUUGAAUUGAUUAUAGAGGCGAAUGAUACAAUUCUUGAGAAGGUUGCGAAUAACGUUGAUGAAUUGAAUGGGAUACGUAAGACAGUUGCUGCGCCUGUUGAGUUACAGACUGUUAGAGCAGAGCUACCUAUUAAUGGGUCUUGGAACAGGCCAAGUGUCGCUACGUUUACUGUUAAUUCAACAGUUUCACAAACCACUGAAAAGAAUUGUAUUAAACUGAUAACAGCAAAGAAUAUUAUAAGGCCCCAAAAGCUUUUCAAGGAUAAAGUUGAUAAUAGGAAUAAAGUUCCUUGGUUUCCAAGGAUUACAGAUAAACCUAAUUCACUUAAGCCGUUGGCAAUAUUCUUGGAAGAAUGUGAGGACCGGCAAGAGUUUUCUCAUCCUUACGAGUUUGAAUUAUUUCGGUUUGCUCCUACACCCGCACAGCUGGUUGACGAAAAAUCCGAACCACCAAAACCUCCGUCAGAAACUCCUUUGAUAGAAAUAACCACAGCUGAACAACUCGAUGAGUUAGUAGAAACUUUGCGCUCCUGCAAAGAAUUCGCCGUCGAUGUAGAACACCAUUCAUACAGAUCAUUCAUGGGAAUCACUUGUCUUCUACAAAUAUCGACUCAAGACAAAGAUUAUCUUAUAGACACGUUACUUUUACGUGACAAACUUCACGUACUUAAUGAAGUUUUCACUAAAAAUACGAUCGUUAAGAUAUUUCAUGGAGCAGAUAACGAUAUUGAAUGGUUACAAAGAGAUUUAUCCCUUUACGUUGUUAACAUGUUUGAUACUCACCAAGCGGCCAAACUGUUGCAAUAUCAGGCGUUAUCGUUGGCUUUCUUGAUGAAGAAAUUUUGCAAUAUUCUUCCAAAUAAACAAUUCCAGUUGGCCGAUUGGAGAAUAAGGCCGCUGCCGGAUGAAUUGAAACAGUACGCCAGAGAAGAUACUCAUUAUUUGAUUUAUAUCUACAAAAUGCUGAAGAAAGAGUUACUGUCGAAAGCUAAUAAAGCCGACAAUUUUCUGAAAUCAGUAAUAGAUCGCAGCACUGAGAUUUGCAAAAAAAGAUAUUUCAAACCGAUUUUACACGACGACAGCCACUUGACUAUAUACAGGAAGUGUAAAAAAAUGUUUGAUAAUCGCCAGUUGUAUGCUUUGAAGGAGAUUUUUGCUUGGCGCGAUAAUUUGGCACGGGAGGAAGAUGAAAGCCCGGUAUAUGUAUUGCCAAAUCAUAUGAUGCUUCAGAUUUCUGAAAAUCUGCCUCGAGAAAUGCAGGGCAUUUUAGCUUGUUGCAAUCCUGUCCCACCUUUGGUAAGGUCUAAUUUGCUUCAAUUGCAUCAGAUUAUUUUAAAGGCUCGUGAACAACCAUUGGAGAAGGCUAUUAUGAAAGACACGACUGGACGUGGUGUCUUGAAAAAAGUCUCUAAGGUGAAUGUAGAUAGUGCUCUGCAUUGUCCACACGACUUGUCAAAAACUCCCGAGUUUCGAGACGAUUUACCAACUUUAUUGGAUAAUGAACAAUUUCAAUCAGACAUUCGAACUGUAGCUAACGUCAGUGUAGCUAUCGAGAAACCUUCUUCUUACUCCAUUUUUGACGAUUCGAGUGAUACUGAUGUUUUUAAUGAACGCAAAACCUUCAAGAAACUUCGAGGCUUUGCGUAUUUCAGUCCAUACGAACGUUAUAAAUUAGUGAAGCCUUUUGUUGUGGCUGAGGAUCAAGCGGCACAAGCACAACAAGAAGAAACCAAGAAAAAUGUAGAAAGUACAAGCGGUACGAAGGACGAUAAAACUGAGGAGAGAACGGAUGAAGAAAGAAUAGCUUCGAUAAGGGAUCACUUUGUCCAGCUGUCUAGAAAGUUCAGUGCAGAGCUACAAGCCCAGAAAGAGAUAGAAGAUAAAGAGGAAGAACGUCAGAAGCAGCUUUCUCUGAUGGAAAUGGGCGGUAGCAACAAAAGAAAAAGAGAAGAUGAAUUUGACUACGCAGAAGACGCACUACCCGCAGAAACGAAUUUCCAUUGUCCUAGACCCAACAUGAACCAUAAUUCUCAAUUUUAUGGUCGUAGAAACAAAGGAAAGAAAAGAAAAUUUGACGAAAUUAGUGAUAAUACCCACGAACAGAAGCAAGAAGUUCACCAAAAGAAAAAGAAAUUUAAUAAAAAUCGAAAUCAGCGUAAGCAACAACAGGCAAAGAAUAAUCAACAAAUUAGUCAGAAUAGUCAAAAUCAGAAUUAUAAGCGAGAAAUUAAAGAAGAAAAAAAUUAUGGAGGUGGACAAAUGGGUGCUCAAUAUUUUAAUCAAAAUCAAGCGCAUCAGAACAAGAAAGGUAAAAAGCAAAAUAAGAAACAGAAGGGUGGCCAAAUGCCAAAUCAACAGUACUAUAAUAAGCCAAAACAGAAUUUUACUAAGAGUAACGAAAAUGUCAACUUUACUCCGUACGAUUAUGCGUCGGUUGACUUCCGGCAGUUUCAAGGAGGCGCCGGAAGUGCCAACAGUGGCGUGCAGGUUAAGCACAAUUUUAAACAGAAGAAUAAUCGUAAAAUCAAUAACAAGAAAGGAGCCAAAUCUGCAAUUUUCCCCAAUCGGAAGCCAAAUCGUGGUGGCCACCACAAUAAAAAUUAUUAAAAACCGCAUUGUCGGUUAUUGUUUAUUUAAAUAAUUAUUAUACAUCUACUUUUUUAUUGUUCAAUAUAGAUGAAUAUAAAGUCUAGAAA
Zophobas morio is the source of this 3159-nucleotide messenger RNA. RefSeq names its product exosome complex component 10 homolog (gene Rrp6). The record is from RefSeq and is a predicted model, not a curated record. Lineage: Eukaryota; Metazoa; Arthropoda; Insecta; Coleoptera; Tenebrionidae. The transcript is spliced from 8 exons. Gene Ontology annotation, cellular component: nucleolus; nuclear exosome (RNase complex). Bases 164 to 3070 code for a protein of 968 amino acids. Gene Ontology annotation, molecular function: 3'-5'-RNA exonuclease activity; nucleotide binding; single-stranded RNA binding. Gene Ontology annotation, biological process: exonucleolytic trimming to generate mature 3'-end of 5.8S rRNA from tricistronic rRNA transcript (SSU-rRNA, 5.8S rRNA, LSU-rRNA); nuclear polyadenylation-dependent CUT catabolic process; nuclear polyadenylation-dependent snRNA catabolic process.